AUGGCAUCUACGAUAUCAUAUGGCGGACCUAACUCUGGGUUCCAAGCAGGCGUCAUUAACGGGAAUGUCACUGCUCAGUUCGCACAAUCAGAAACAUCGUUGAACCAAGCGUGCCUACGGGAUCUGCGAACGACCAACCCCCACGACGAUAAAGACCGUAUCAAGAACAUGAAUGGAGGGCUGCUCAAGGACUCAUACUGCUGGAUUUUAGACAAUGAGGAGUACAGACACUGGCAAAAUGACCAAAGCAGCCGUCUCCUUUGGAUUAAAGGAGAUCCUGGCAAGGGGAAGACAAUGCUCCUUUGUGGUGUCAUUGAGGAGUUGACACGCUCGAUUGGAGUCACUGCGAAUAUUUCGUUCUUUUUCUGCCAAGCUACUGACCUGCGAAUUAAUAAUGCCACGGCCGUUCUCCGUGGCUUGAUAUAUUCACUUGUCGAGCAGCAGCCAUCUCUUCUCCACCAUGUACGACGUCGAUAUGACCCAGCGGGAAAAGCACUGUUUGAGGACAUAAAUGCAUGGAAUGCCCUCUCGAGUAUCUUCACGGAUAUUCUGAAAGACGUGGACUUACGGAGUACCUAUCUGAUGAUCGAUGCCCUAGACGAAUGCACAACAGACCUCUCUCUCCUUCUAAGCUUGAUUGCCCAGGAGCCUCACGCCCAUCCAAAAGUGAAGUGGAUCGUCUCAAGCCGUAACUCGCCUGAUAUUGAAGAACGCCUUGGCACUGCAACCCAGGCAGCCGCGAUCUCGUUGGAGCUAAACGGGGCAUCUAUAUCUGAAGCUGUGAAUAAGUUAAUCUGGCAUAAGGUUAACCAUUUGGCAACAGCAAAGCAGUAUAAAGAUGAAACUCGCGAUACGAUAUGCCGUUACUUGUCGUCGAAUGCGCAAGAUACUUUCCUGUGGGUAGCCUUGGUCUGUCAGGAGCUUGAUAGAACACCGCGGAGGCACGCUCUUAAGAAGCUGGAAGCAUUUCCUCCUAGGCUAAAUGCUCUGUACAGUCGAAUGUUCGACCAGGUUCUCAAUUCGGAAGAUUCGGAGCUCUGCAAGCGCAUACUGGCUGUUAUGUCAAUAGUUCAUCGGCCUCUUGCGUUGGACGAAUUAGCCUCUUUGAUUGAACUUCCUGAUGAUCUCUAUAAGGACAACGAAGACCUCUCCGAGAUUAUAGCAAUUUGUGGCUCCUUUUUGACCCUGACUCAACGCACCAUUAUCUUCGUCCAUCAGUCUGCGAAAGAAUUUUUACUCAGAGAGGCGCGAAACACAGUUUUCCCCGAAGGCAAAGAAGCUGGACAUUAUGCAAUUUUCUCACGCUCUCUACAGGGUAUGCAUAGGACACUUCGUCGCGAUGUCUUUGGCAUUAAGUUCCCUGGAUUUCCUAUUGAGAAAGUCACUCAACCCAGUCCGAAUCUUUUAGCAGCUAUACAAUACGCGUGUGUCUAUUGGGUAGACCAUCUUCAGCAUGGUUGGUGUCAUAAACAAGAUGACGUUAUUCUUGACGAGGGAGGCUGCGUCGAUCUUUUCCUGCGGCAAAAAUACCUUAACUGGCUCGAAGCCCUUAGCAUCCUCGGAAGUAUAUCGCAAGGUAUAGUAGCUAUGCUAAAGCUUGAAGACUUGCUUCAGAAACACAACAAGCCACUAGCUCUUUCGCAUCGAGUCCGAGAUGCCUCCCGCUUUAUUCGAUAUUGGAGGGUAGCAAUUGAAAGCAGCCCGCUUCAAAUAUACACCUCGUCUCUCAUCUUCAGCCCAACCCAGAGUAUCACAAGAAAGUGCUAUGAAAGUGAAAAACCAGAUUGGAUUUUGAAUAAGCCAUCUGCAGAGGAGAAUUGGAAUCUGUGCCUUCAUACCCUCGAGGGACAUGAUGGUUGGGUCAGGACAACUUCCUGGUCCCAAGACGGAAGCCGACUCGUAUCAGCGUCUAAUGAUAAUACAGUGAGGAUCUGGGAUCCGGCCACUGGCCAAUGCAAGUCAACACUAGCGGGGCAUAGUGGUUCGAUCAGCUCAGUUGAUUGGUCGCAAGAUGGAAGCCAAUUCGCAUCGGCUUCUUUUGAUAAGACGGUCAGAAUUUGGGAUUCAGCUGCCGGCCAGUGCGCGCUAACACUCGAGGGGCACACUAGCGGGGUCAGGAUGAUUGACUGGUCCCAAGAUGGCAGCCGGCUCGCAUCAGCGUCUGAUGAUAAGACAGUGAGAAUCUGGGAUCCGGUUACAGGCCAGUGCGUAGGGGCCCUCAAAGGGCAUUAUGAUUCGGUUUACUCGGUAUCCUGGUCUCAAAAUGGAUGUCAGCUUGCGUCAGGGUCCUCUGAUCAUACAAUCAGGAUCUGGGACCCAGAAAUUGGCCGGUCCAUAUUCACUCUCGAGGGGCAUAGUAGUCCGGUAACCUCUGUUAUCUGGUCGCAGAAUGGAAGCAGAGUCGCAUCAGCAUCAGAUGAUAAGACGGUCAGGAUCUGGGAUUCGGCCACAGGCCGGUGCAAGUCAACACUCGAGGGCCACAAUGGCUCAAUCAACUCAAUUGCCUGGUCCAACCAUGAAAACCGACUUAUGACAGGGUCAUCUGAUCAUACAGUUAGAAUCUGGGAUCCAGCCACUGGCAAUUGCCUCUUCGUUCUCGAGGGACAUAGUGAUAUGGUCAUGUCCCUUGCGUUAUCGAAAGAUGGAACCAGAUUUGCAUCAGCAUCCUGGGAUAGAACAGUCAGGAUAUGGGAUUCAGCCACUGGCCAGUGCACAUCAAUACUCGAGGGACAUACGGCUACUGUGAACUCAAUCGCUUGGUCCCAAGAUGGAAGCAAAAUCGCAUCAGCAUCCUGGGAUAAAACGGUCAGGAUCUGGGACUCGACAGCCAGCAAGUCUGCAUCAACUCACUUAAGCAAAAGUGUUUCAGUGUUGUCUAUUGCCUGGCCGCAAGAUGGAAGUCGGCUCGCAUCAGGUUCCUCGGAUAGCAUUGUCCGGAUUUGGGAUCCAGCUACAGGUCAGUGCGUAUUACUCCUCAAGGGGCAUAGCGGGCCAGUUAGCUCAGUUGCUUGGUCGCCAGAUGGAAGCCGACUUGCGUCAGUGUCAGAUGAUAAGACAGUCAGGAUCUGGGAUCUAGCCACUAAACAAUGUCUUUCAGCUCUUGAGGGGCAUGGUGAUAAAAUCAUGUCAAUCGCGUGGUCAAAUGAUAGAAGUCGACUCGCCACAGCCUCUUGGGAUAAGACCAUUAGGAUCUGGGAUCCGAUAAGCGGCCAGUGUUUGUCAACUCUUAAGGGUCACAAUAAUCCGGUAUGGUCAAUUGAUUGGUCGCAAGACGGGUGCCUACUCGCAUCGGCCUCUUUGGAUAUGACUGUCAAAAUCUGGGACCCGGCCAUUGAUCAGUGCAAGUUUACUCUCAGGGGUCAUGGUGGAUCGGUUUGCUCGAUUGCUUGGUCGCAAGAUGGCAGCCGACUCGCAUCGGCGUCUUCUGACCGUAUACUCAAAAUAUGGGAUACAACCAGUGCUAUCGACCAUCUAACACCCUGA
Molecule: messenger RNA, 3483 nt
Organism: Penicillium arizonense
Lineage: Eukaryota; Fungi; Ascomycota; Eurotiomycetes; Eurotiales; Aspergillaceae
Exons: 4
Coding region: 1-3483 (1160 amino acids)
Molecular function (GO): protein binding
Source: RefSeq, a predicted model, not a curated record